Molecule: messenger RNA, 884 nt
Organism: Musca domestica (house fly)
Lineage: Eukaryota; Metazoa; Arthropoda; Insecta; Diptera; Muscidae
Product: 45 kDa calcium-binding protein
Biological process (GO): calcium-ion regulated exocytosis
Cellular component (GO): endoplasmic reticulum
Molecular function (GO): calcium ion binding
Source: RefSeq, a predicted model, not a curated record
AGCGGAUCGCAACCACGACAACUUCUUGACCAUCAAGGAGUUGGGACAAUAUAUCAACAAGAACAUUGUGGAUCACAUUGAUGAGGCCAUACAACUGAAUCCCCGAGAAUUUCGUCGUGUUGACAUAUCCCCCGCUGACGGCCUCGUCACCUGGGAAGAAUAUCAUCGCUAUUUUCUCAAAGAGCAUGGCAUGACCGAGGCCGACAUCGAUGAGCACAACGAAAUCAAGCACACCGCCUUGAAUCGUAAGGCUCGCGAAGAUAUGAUGCGCGACAAGGCCCGCUGGUCGGAGGCAGCACGCACCGAUCUCUUCACGCUCACCAUUGAUGAGUAUCUCUCAUUUCGUCAUCCCGAAUCGAGUAUAAGUAAUCUCUUGGAGCUUGUCGAUGAUUUGCUAAGGCAAUUUGAUCAGGAUGGUGACGAUCAGUUGAGCAUAGAAGAGUUUUCGGAGGUGAAUGUGGCCGAUGAUGAUGAUCUGAUACGAAAAUCGUUGAUAUCGAAAACUGUGGUGGAGAGGAGAGAAGAAUUUAAGAGAAUCAUUGAAAAUCAAGAUGGCAAAGCUGAUCGCGGAGAGUUGUUGAACUAUGUGAACCCCAAGACGCCACGUUAUGCCCUGCAGGAAGCGGCAACCCUUUUCAGUUUGUGUGAUGAAGAUCGUAAUGGCAAGCUGACGCUGAAAGAGAUCCUCUCGAAUGCUGAAAUCUUUCUCACCUCUAAAAUGAUUGAUACCGCACAGAGUUUCCAUACCGAAUUUUGAAUUUUUUAUGCUGUAGAUCAAACUAUUCUCUCUAGAAUACUAUUGUUAAAACGUACUACAAAAAGAAACUACUAUCUCUCUCUGUGACUCGAACAUAUCCAUUCUGAAGUAAAUUGUAGUUUUUUUU